AUGGUAGAUGAAGAAUUACAUUUUAAAACUAUUUUGAGGAGGAAGAAUGCUGCAAAAGCCAGAAUUUAUAGAAAGGGUGUUAUUGAUGACAAGAAAUCUAAGAGGUUGAAAACUGCUCUAAAAGAAAACGGUACAUUUGAUAAAAGACGCGGCAAUGACUCAACAAAUUUGAGGAUACCACUAUCAGAACUUUCGCCAAACAUACUAAAUGACGGUCGUGGUAUAGCCAACGUUAAAGUAAGUCGUCAACUUCAUUCGUCCUUAAAGACUAAGCCAAGUACCAAUAAUAAUAUCAGAUCAAAAAGGAUAUCAAGCAGAAACAUUACCAAAUUAGGAGUUAACUUAUCUAAGAGGUUUGACAAUACAUUUGCUGCAACAACAUCAAACCAAGAUCCAAUACCAGAAUUGCAACUCAAUGAGCUUUUUGCAUCUGAUAGUGGAGACGAUAAUAUGAAUGAUGAAUCUGACGGAGGGUAUUAUGAUAUAGGGGAUCCUGUCAUUGAAUGUCAAUAUUAUGGUGCAAAUAUGUGGUAUUCGGAAAGGAAAAACAAAUGUUGUCAUGCGUCCAAUCCUAAAUUUUCUAUGUGUUGUGGAUCAGGAAAAGUUCAGUUACCUUUGUUAAAAUCCGCUCCUAAAGUUCUACAACAUCUGUUGUUUGACAAUGAAUCAUGUGAAUCAAAAAAUUUCCAACAACAAAUUCGAAUGUACAACGUUAUGUUUGCAUUUACAUCUCCCGGUGCGAAAGUGGACAAUCAAUUUAACAACGGUAUAUGCCCUCCCAAUUUUCGUAUCCAAGGUCAAUCAUGUCACCGAAUAGGAAGCAUGUUACCGAUGCCAGGUCAAAAUCCACGAUUUGCACAACUGUAUGUUUGA
This is a messenger RNA of Lathyrus sativus (Indian pea), 873 nucleotides long. Lineage: Eukaryota; Viridiplantae; Streptophyta; Magnoliopsida; Fabales; Fabaceae. The record is from the annotation of a GenBank genome assembly.